UGCCAUCAGCUGAAUCACAGACCACGCUCGCUUCUCCUCUAGAAAUGGCAGCUGUAGCUCGCUUUUCCAGCAAGGCAAUUGCCUCAGCGGUUGCGACCAAUCAAAUCCGCCGUGCUUUCUCGACGGAAGCGUCGAAGACGAUCGCGCCUUCACCGGAUCGAGUUAAGUGGGAUUAUAGAGGUCAAAGAAAAAUAAUUCCGCUCGGCCAGUGGCUCCCUAAAAUCGCUGUCGAUGCCUAUGUCGCGCCUAAUGUGGUCCUUGCCGGACAGGUUAACGUCUGCGACGGGGCCUCCGUUUGGGCGGGUUCCGUUCUCCGCGGCGAUCUCAACAAGAUUACAGUCGGAUUUUGCUCUAAUGUGCAGGAGCGGUGCGUUCUCCAUGCUGCUUGGUCCUCCCCAACAGGAUUGCCAGCAGAGACGUCCAUAGAUAGAUUCGUCACCAUUGGUGCAUAUAGUCUUUUGCGGUCCUGCACAAUCGAGCCGGAGUGCAUUAUUGGGCAGCAUUCCAUCCUCAUGGAAGGUUCCCUAGUUGAGACCCACUCCAUUCUUGAAGCUGGGUCUGUGGUUCCCCCAGGAAGGAGAAUUCCUACUGGUGAACUUUGGGCAGGAAACCCAGCAAGGUUUGUCCGAACUUUGACUCACGAGGAGACGUUGGAAAUUCCUAAACUCGCUGUUGCAAUUAAUGACCUAAGCAAGGAACAUUUCUCAGAGUUUCUUCCUUACUCCACAGUAUAUUUGGAGGUCGAGAAAUUCAAGAAAUCCUUGGGGAUAACCGUAUGAUGCAGCCUGUCUUCUCAUCUUUACAUUUUUUCUUGUUGAGGAAAAUAAAGUUCUCCAAAUGAUAAACCAACUUCCAGCAUUUCAUGUUGAUUUUGCUGGCUUCAAGUUAGGAUCAAAUGGAUUUCUUAGAUUAUAAGAUUAAUGUUCAUCUUAUCACCUGGAUAUCUUGUGGGUACUUAAAACUACCGAUGACUUGUAAUCUCCCGUUGUAUGUUUUACAUAUAACACAUCUAUAUGUUUUGUUCCCAGGUAUUAUUCAAACUUGAUUAAGAGGUUUGGCUCUGUAAAUGUUUCAAGUAA
Molecule: messenger RNA, 1079 nt
Organism: Cucurbita pepo subsp. pepo (vegetable marrow)
Lineage: Eukaryota; Viridiplantae; Streptophyta; Magnoliopsida; Cucurbitales; Cucurbitaceae
Product: gamma carbonic anhydrase like 1
Source: RefSeq, a predicted model, not a curated record